This is a messenger RNA of Exophiala viscosa, 2304 nucleotides long. Its product is annotated as glycoside hydrolase superfamily. Gene Ontology annotation, molecular function: steryl-beta-glucosidase activity. Gene Ontology annotation, biological process: ergosteryl 3-beta-D-glucoside catabolic process; carbohydrate metabolic process. The transcript has 2 exons. Bases 1 to 2304 code for a protein of 767 amino acids. NCBI's taxonomy places the organism in Eukaryota, Fungi, Ascomycota, Eurotiomycetes, Chaetothyriales, Herpotrichiellaceae. The record is from RefSeq and is a predicted model, not a curated record.
AUGGCGGCACCAGGCCUCAGGAUCGAUGGCAUACGGUUCAGAGACUCGGAGAAUCGUGAGAUCACCUUUCGGGGCAUCAAUGUCGCUGGAGACUGCAAGUUUCCACGCUACCCGGAUCAGCCAUCUCAUCAACUCAAUGGCUUUUUCGACGCCGACAACGUCUCGUUUGUAGGACGACCGUUUACAGAAGAGGAGGCACAUGUACACUUUGCGCGAUUGAAGAGAUGGGGCUAUAAUGUCAUUCGGUACAUUUUCACUUGGGAGGCUCUCGAGCAUGCAGGUCCCGGAGUCUACGACGAGGACUUUAUCGAUCAUACGAUCAAAAUCCUGCGAAUAGCAAAGUCAUACGGCUUCUAUAUCUUUAUGGAUCCUCAUCAGGACGUCUGGUCAAGAUUUACCGGCGGUUCCGGUGCUCCCCUAUGGACUCUGCAUGCCUGUGGCCUGGAUCCUGAAAGAUUUACUGCCAACCAAGCCGCGGUUGUUCACAAUACCUGGCCGGAGCCUGCUAAAUUCCCCAAGAUGCUUUGGCCGACGAAUUACACCCGUCUUGCCACCCAAGUCACCUUUACCCUGUUCUUUGCCGGCCGGGAUUUUGCACCCAACGCCAUCAUAGACGGCAAGAACAUCCAAGACUAUCUAACCGACCAUUUUGUUGACGCUUGUGCUCACUUGGCACAGAGGAUACACGAUGCCGGUGGACUGGAAAACGAGUGCAUAAUAGGGUGGGAAACAAUGAACGAACCCCAUCGGGGCCUGGUUGGAUGGGAAGAUCUAGACGAACUGCCGGACGACUUGAAAAUGAGAAAAGGCACGUGUCCUACACCGUGGCAGGCCAUCCUCACAGGUUCUGGGCGUGCGGUCGAGAUCGACGUCUACGAUUUCAAUACCUUUGGGCCAUACAAGAGCGGAAAGGAGUUGGUGGACCCUGAAGGAGUGUCGGCCUGGCUACCCAAAGACUUUGACGACUCCAAAUAUGGCUGGAAGCGAGACCCUGGUUGGAAACUUGGCGAAUGCUUAUGGGCUCAGAAUGGCGUCUGGGACCCGAGCCAGGACCUACUAUUGAAGAAGGACUACUUUGCCUCCCUACCCAAGUCAGGCGACAAGUUGGAUUACGUAAAAUUCACGAACCUAUACUAUAUGCACCACUUCCGGAAAUACCGCGACGCCAUCCGCUCCGUCCACAAAAAUUGCAUGAUCCUGAUGCAGUCGGCAGUACUCGAAAUACCUCCCCUCAUCAAGGAUACCGCGGACGAUGAGAAAAGAUUGAUCUUCGCAUCACACUACUACGAUGGGCUGACCUUGAUUCAAAAGCACUGGAACAAGUAUUACAAUGUCGAUAUUUUCGGCCUUUUACGGCAUCGCUAUUCGAGCCCAGCAUUCGCUGUCAGGCUAGGUCAAACUGCCAUACGGAAUUGUCUCCGAGAUCAACUUCGAGCGAUAAGGGACGAGGGAUUGGAAAACCUGGGCGAACACCCAACUCUAUUCACCGAGAUCGGCAUUCCUUUCGAUAUGGAUGACAAGUACGCCUACAAGACUGGCGACUAUUCGAGUCAAACAUCUGCCCUGGAUGCAAAUCACUACGCUCUGGAGGGAUCCGGUGCCCAGGGCUACACUUUAUGGACAUACGUUGGACAGAAUAACCACGAAUAUGGCGACUUGUGGAACGGCGAAGACCUUUCUAUUGUCUCUGUCGAUGAUCCCCUUCUGCCGCCUAGCUCUUCUAUGUCCCGACUGAAAGACCCAAAUCAGUCCACGUCUUCAUUAGGCCAGGGGUCAGACGGAUAUUCCGGCGUUACUCUGUCCAGCUCUACUGUCAACCCUUCGAACAUCAAGGACGUGCUGAGGCAACCGGAAAUUGCCCAGAAGCCUUCCUCCGCUGGUUCCUAUUCCUCGUCAAACCCCGGGCUGCGAGCUGCCGAAGCAUAUGUGCGGCCUUCACCCAUCGCCACAGUAGGCGACGUCGUCAACUAUGGCUUUGACUUAGCAAAAGUGACGUUCACGUUCAGCUUGGUCGCUGACCGCGCCACAAAGGAGGAUGUGCCCACCGAGAUUUACCUUCCGGAAUUCCACUUCCCAGUUGGCAAGACCAAUGUCGAUGUGAGUGGAGGUAGAUGGAGGAUCGAUGCCGUGGAUGUGGACGGUGAGAGUAUGCAAGUCAUGAAGUGGUGGCACGGUGUCGGAGAACAGACGAUGACUGUGAAGGGCGUCAAGAGAAAGCCAGGUGCGUUGGAAGAAGAGGCUGAAACUGAGGCCGGAUAUAUUGAUACGAUGAAGUCCUCGAUGGAAAAUUGUAGCGUUAUGUGA